GUCAGUCAGCUCACACUGACUUCACCUUCUUGACUCCAGUCGUCUUCUUCUUCUACGCCGGAUUAGAAUUUCUUUCUCUUCCGGUUGUCGUCUGUUCGUGCGGCAGAUUAACCAGUGUCGAAAUGGCCAAGUCCAAGAACCACACAACCCACAACCAGUCUCGUAAAGCCCACAGGAACGGCAUCAAGAAGCCCAGAUCUCAGCGCUACGAGUCACUGAAGGGGGUGGACCCUAAGUUCCUGAGGAACAUGCGCUUUGCCAAGAAGCACAACAAGAAGGGCAUGAAGGCGGCACAGAAGGCCGCUCAGGCGAAAUAAGCCGCUCUCCGGUCACCUCCAUGUCUGUCUGCGUUCAUAGACUCUGUUUCCACCAUCAUAAUAAAGCUAUGCUUUGUUAACAAACCA
This is a messenger RNA of Lates calcarifer (barramundi perch), 404 nucleotides long. It is a transcript of the gene rpl29, whose product is annotated as ribosomal protein L29. Gene Ontology annotation, molecular function: structural constituent of ribosome. The record is from RefSeq and is a predicted model, not a curated record. Lineage: Eukaryota; Metazoa; Chordata; Actinopteri; Centropomidae. The transcript is spliced from 4 exons. Gene Ontology annotation, cellular component: ribosome; cytosolic large ribosomal subunit. Gene Ontology annotation, biological process: cytoplasmic translation. The coding region runs from base 123 to 317 and encodes 64 amino acids.